CCCACUCCAGCUCAAGUCCCAAGCCCCAACCUCCUCACCAAGAUGCCGUCCGCUCCGUCCACCAAGAAGGCCAACGCCGGCCCCGGCUACUACGACCUCAUCAAGGAGGCCGUGCUCUCGCUCAAGGAGCGCUCGGGCUCCUCGCGCCACGCCAUCGACAAGUACGUGGCCGCCAAGAAGGGCGCCAGCUACUCCAAGUCGCGCCUCAACAUCGCGCUGAAGCGCGGCGUCGAGACUGGCAAGCUCGUGCCCGUCAAGGGCUCGUUCAAGCUGGCCGCCGAGGAGAAGAAGGCUGCCAAGAAGCCUGCUGCCGCCAAGCCCACCGCCAAGAAGGCCGCCGCCCCGGCCAAGAAGCCGGCCGCCAAGAAGCCCGCCGCUAAGAAGCCCGCCGCCAAGAAGGCGCCCGCCAAGAAGCCUGCCGCUAAGAAGACGGCGGCCAAGAAGACCACCAAGACGGCCAAGAAGCCUGCCGCCAAGAAGACCGCCAAGAAGGUGUCGGCCAAGAAGCCCACGACCACCAAGAAGAAAGUGGUGAAGAAGUCGGCCGCCAAGAAGACCACCAAGGCGGCCAAGAAGUAAGCGCGCACACAGCCAUUUCGUCAGUAUGUUACUUACUAGUUCGUGAUCGUCGACGGCCACGGUCUGGUCUCGCCGCCUCGACAGCCCCCUUUAUUCUUAUUAUUCCCAAUGGAAUCCUAUUCAAUUUGCCUUGAUU
Messenger RNA from Phytophthora sojae, 715 nucleotides. RefSeq lists its product as hypothetical. Gene Ontology annotation, cellular component: nucleus; nucleosome. The record is from RefSeq and is a predicted model, not a curated record. Gene Ontology annotation, biological process: negative regulation of DNA recombination; nucleosome assembly; chromosome condensation. The coding region runs from base 43 to 579 and encodes 178 amino acids. Gene Ontology annotation, molecular function: nucleosomal DNA binding; double-stranded DNA binding; structural constituent of chromatin. NCBI's taxonomy places the organism in Eukaryota, Oomycota, Peronosporomycetes, Peronosporales, Peronosporaceae. The transcript has a single exon.